This is a messenger RNA of Cylindrotheca closterium, 474 nucleotides long. Lineage: Eukaryota; Bacillariophyta; Bacillariophyceae; Bacillariales; Bacillariaceae. The record is from the annotation of a GenBank genome assembly.
AUGCACCCCUCAACAGCAGAGGCCUAUGAAAAUCUUGCACAAGCCCAUGUCAAUGAGGACAAGACAGAAGAUGCCACCAAUGCCUACGCGAAAGCCAUCAAUAUUCAUAAAACGGUGCUUGGCAAUGGUCACCCCCACACAAAGGAGCUUAUGAAUAUCCUUCACAUACUGAAGUGCGAGAAAACUGCGAAAGCAAUGAACGAGCAUGCACUGGCAGUGAAAGCGAAAGGCGAUCUAGAAAAGGCGCUGCAACUCUUCCAAGAGGCGCUGGAUGUUUCCAAGAAAAUCUUUGGUGAUGUCCAUCCCAGGACAGCAGCAGUCUAUGAGAAUAUUUCGGCUGUCCAAGUGGAACAGGGAUUGCUGAAAGAUGGCAUUGCUGCGAGUGCAGAAGCCCUCAAGAUCCGUAGAAGAGCACAUGGGGACGAUCAUACUGACACGAAACGGCGUAUAUGGAAGCGCAUGGAUCUUUGCUGA